CACCUGCUAACACUGGAUGAAGCAGAUGCCACUUGGGCCCUCAUCAAGGAUAGGUAGGUAAAGCAAGGAGGUUAAGGAGGAAAUGGCAAAGUUGCAGUACCUUUCCUGUCGGAUGCAGCCUACUAUGAUCUACUGGGCGUGCUAGUGAAACAGUCCCGUCGAGCCCACACCCGCCUAACUUUGCCAGGGCAGGCGCGAAGGGCACUGAAAUCAGUAGGGCUGCUACCAAAUCUUCUAGAACAGGCAGGGUCUGAGGGUGUCUUUGCCCACUGCACUCGGGAAUACUCACCAAAUGGCCGAGCCGAGAUAGCCUAUGAAGAAAUGCGAAUGUUGGAUGGGCAGCCCUGGAUCCGCCUACAUAUGGGUCUGCGCAAGAAGGUUGCUUUCCUGCUGCCACCAGGGCAGGUGAGCCUACAGCAGAAUCUUCCCUGGAUCCGAAGCACCCACAGCAUCUACGUCAUCUACCAGGUCUUCUCCUGCACCUGGCUGCAGCUAGGGCUGUUACCUACAAGCCCGAAGCCCCAGCUGCUCCGUUACAGCGGUCACUACCUAAUUGCUUUCUCCUGCCUCAAGUUUUCACUGCAGCCCAAGGGUGUGCUGGGACCACAGAAGUCUCUGACCAAAGAUCCCUUGCCCCAAGGAGCCACCUGGGUUAGACCUAGCCUUAGCAUCUUAUCAACUCUGGCCCCCACAUCAGUACCUGCUGAUACCCUUGAAGUUGCUGAUGCAUCUCCACCUGUCAGCCCACCUACACCACCUCCCCAAGAAGGGCAGAAGCAGACCACCAGAUUCUCCUAUAAGGUCGAAACCCCUUCCGAGGGCCCCUAUAUGCUUUCAGGAGGCCAGGUGGGGCCCGGGACCCCGACCGCACUCCAUGUCCCUGCCCCUGCUGCAGGUCUGUCCUCAGAGUUCGACAGCGACGAAUGA
Messenger RNA from Peromyscus leucopus (white-footed mouse), 927 nucleotides. RefSeq lists its product as uncharacterized. The record is from RefSeq and is a predicted model, not a curated record. Lineage: Eukaryota; Metazoa; Chordata; Mammalia; Rodentia; Cricetidae.